CUCCCCCCACGGGGCGGUUCCCCACGGGCCUCCGCCCCCAUUGCCAUCCUUAGUUUCCACACUAUAUCUGCCACCCUUCCUAUGUUCCAAACUGUCUGCUUCUUUUCGCUAUAUCUGGUGGCAUGAGCACAAGGCGACUCUCGUUUAAUUGUUCCGCUGGCUCCCAUAAGCUAUUUACGCUAGCUAAGUCUCCUCUCGCCCAAUCCGUCUACCAUCAGGGUUUAAGAUUCUUGUUCGAUUACUUCACUAGCUUCUUGCUCCAGGCAAUAUGAAAAGGCACAUCGGUCAGCGUUUUACAUUUAUGCAGCACGUUUGUUUUAGGAUGUUCAGACAUUGUAACUUUACAAUAGUCUUCUAGAAUAGCCAAAUAUUUCGAGUGGCCAAACACUGUCCACAAUCUUUUGCUGUUAUAUUAAGAUUAAGAUAGAUAUAAGAGAUAGAUGGACAGAAUGAAUUAUUCAUCAGUUCCAAUUCAUUCACUGGUCUAGACAAUGAUUCGGCUAUCCCUUUCAGCCUACAUACCCAUAUUCCACACGCACGUCGUUUCUCAAUCUUUACUGUUUCAUUCAACUUUUGCAGAAAGAUCGAGUCUUUUGUCACUUGAAACCCGAAAUUAUGAAAACUUUGACCCCAACAAGCACAAAGACUGGCUCAGUCCUACACAAGUGAUCAAAAUUUUCCAUAAUCUGAAAGACCCACAUUCAGCCUUGAAUCUGUGGACACAAAUCUCAAAACGAAAAGACUACAACCCUAAUGAAGCGCUCUACUCAGCGGUCAUCAACAAGCUCGCAGAUUCCAAGAACUUUGACGGAAUUGAUACCCUUAUGGAAAGAAUCAAAUGUGAGAGAAAAUGCAGGCUUUCCGAUGAGUUUUUCUACGAGGUGAUCAAGAUAUAUGGGAAUGUAGGUGGUAGAAUAAACAGAGCCACAUAUACCCUCUUUGAUAUGCCUAAUUACAAAUGUUGGCCGAGUGUAAGAACAUUCAAUUUUGUUCUGAACUUACUCGUGAACACGAAGCAGUUUGAUGUUGUUCACGAAGUGUAUUUGGGUGCCUCAAAGUUGGGUAUCGAGAUAGAUGCCUGUUGCUUGAAUAUCAUCAUAAAAGGCUUAUGCAACUGUGGGAAACUCGACAGUGCAUUCCAAGUGCUCGAAGAAUUUCCCAAGCAAAACUGCAAGCCUACCGUAAGGACUUUUUCAACAAUUAUGCGCGCACUCUGUGAUCGCGGUUGCGUUGAGGACGCAUAUGGGUUGUUGGAGAGGAUGGGAAAGGAAGGAGUGGAUCCGGAUACGAUCACAUUUAAUAUCUUGAUUUCGGGAUUUAUGAAGCAAGGGAGAGUUGAAGAGGGGAUUGAGGUUUUCAUGAAGUUGAUGCACAAAGGUUGUGAUCCAAACGGAGGGACUUUUCAGGAGGUGCUGUAUGGGCUUCUCAGUACCAAAAGGUUUGUUGAUGCCAUAGGCUUUAUGGGAAUGAUGAUUGAAAAAGGAGAGAAUCCGAGUUUCAAGUCGUAUAAAUUGGCUAUUCAUGGCCUGUGUGAUCAAAAUCUAACUGCACAACUCGACUGGCUACUAAAGCAAAUGGUUAGGCAUGGGUUUGCACCAACAAUGGGGAUGUGGAAAAGGAUGGUCGAGUGUUUGUUUCUACAUUCCGAUCAUUGACUGAAUGACUUUUGUAGAAGCUUUGAACGUUCUUUCCAAAUUAUUAUUAUCAUCAUCAUACAUACAUACUGAAGAGCAGUUUCCAUUUAUGAAUUAAGAUGGAUGGCAACAUGUUUUGCUCUAUCUGGUUUGCCCUUUGAUUUCGUGAUCCUCAAAGAUUGAGAAUGGUACUUUUAACUCAAUCGCAACUUCUUCUUCAGUCAUUAAUUUAGCCAAUAACAAGUUUUCUGGUGAAAUACCCUUCUUCAGUCAAGGGCAUAUGCGUGGAAGAAUUUAAGAGUUAUUGUUCCUGAAAGGGGUUGGGUUGAGGAUGGAUUUGCAGUUGUUGGGUGUUAGUUGCAAUUGUUGUUAAUACUUCCACAGCUUAGCUUUGUUCUCCGCAUGCUUUUCUUUUGUUGGAUUCACACUGCAUGACUGCACUAUGCUUAUUUCGUAUAUAGUCACAUACUCACAGAUUCUCCUAAAGCAUGUACUUUUAUAUCAUUUUUUGUGUUAUUGGAUGAACAUUGUGCCUUUGCCGACUCUUGCGUUUCUCACACUUUCACUAAUACUCCGUACUACGUAAAUUUAUGCAGUUUCUGUUACUCCGG
Messenger RNA from Cuscuta epithymum, 2245 nucleotides. NCBI's taxonomy places the organism in Eukaryota, Viridiplantae, Streptophyta, Magnoliopsida, Solanales, Convolvulaceae. The record is from the annotation of a GenBank genome assembly.